Prorocentrum cordatum is the source of this 592-nucleotide messenger RNA. NCBI's taxonomy places the organism in Eukaryota, Dinophyceae, Prorocentrales, Prorocentraceae. The record is from the annotation of a GenBank genome assembly.
AUGCAGAAUGCCCGCACCAUGCCCGACCUGGAGACCUUCAGGCAGCAGCGGGCCAGCGGCUAUUUGCCAUCCAAGGGCGCGGCAGAUCCCCCCAUUAGCCGCUGGCACGUCCCCAGCAGUAGCGCUGGACACGCGGGGCCCGCGGAGCUUCAAGGUGCGGCGGACCCGCCUCGCCCGCGGGCCCACGCUGGCGCGUCCGAAGGGCUGGCCGGGCAUAUCUGCUUCGGAGGCUCCGCGGCUGCCACGGGCGGCGGGGGAGCGCGCGCUCUGCAGGGCGGCCGCCCCCUGGGGCUCGGCCAGCCGCCGGGUGCGGCGGAGGACGCGCGCGGCCGGCUGCAGGAGGUGGAGCGGGCCCUCGACGAGAGGGAGGCCCAGGUGGAGAGCCUCCUGGGGACCUCGCAGGAGCUGCUCGCGCUCGUGAAGGGCCUGCAGGGCGGCCUGGCUCAGCCCAGCGAGUCGACGUCCCGGUGGCAGAGGGACGUCGUCUCGCGGGCCGAGCAGGCCAUCCGCCAGGCGGCCCUCGGGAGCGGCGGGCCCGGCGUGCGCCCCGCGGCCGCGGCCGGCACCCUCAGCUUCGCCACGGACCGCGCCG